AUGAACAACCAUAAUAAUGAGGAAAAUAGUGGAAAUGGGACUCAAGGUUCGAUGACGUUGGCGACGUUCUUAAGGGUCAAUCUGCCAAAGUUCAAGGGAACCACCAAUCGAACUGAAGCCGACACUUGGUUUCAGGCCAUAGAGCGAGCACUGCAGGUGCAGUUGGUGCCAGAAGAGCAGUGUGUCGAGUUUGCUAUUUAUCUGCUCACUGGAGAAUCAUUACAUUGGUGGCAGGGAGCCCGAUGUCUCCUGCAGCAGGGUGAUGACCCUAUCACCUGGGAUGCCUUCCAGUAUACAGACAAGUUUGAGGAGCUGUUCAGGUUUUUCCACAUGUGUCAAGGAGCUCUGGGAGACUUCGAGAAGUGGAAAUGCAUCAAGUAUGAAGGAGGGCUCCGAAGUAACAUCUACAUUUCAGUAGGGCCUAUGGAGAUCAAGACUUUCUCGGAGUUGGUAAACAAGAGCAGAGUUGCUGAAGAAUGCGUAAAGAAGGCAGUUGCAAAGAGAAGAAGCCAUAGGGGUCCAUUCCAACCGAACCGAGGGAAGAGUUUUGCUCCUAGAGAGCCGCCUUUCAAGCGGGAAGGCUUUGCUAGUGAGUUAGGAUUGAAGAUUGUGGUUUUAGGUUAUGAGCUAAAGGUGUAUAAUGCCACCCAUGAAGCCAUGGUAACUAGAAGGGUCAGAAGGGCCGGUCGUGGUGAAUGGUUGUUAUUUGAACUAUGUGGUAGUAAAUUGUUCGGGGCAGGAAUGUCAAGACAACUGAACAAGGUCACAAUAAAGAAUAAGUACCCACUGCCGAGAAUUGACGAUCUCAUGGAUCAGUUACAAGGAUCCGGGGUUUUCCCCAAGAUUGAUUUACGAUCCGGUUAUCACCAGAUAAGGGUUGACAAACGCUCCUGCAGUGUUUAUGGAUUAUAUGAACAUAAUCUUCCGUUCGUUUUUGGAUAA
Messenger RNA from Arachis stenosperma, 942 nucleotides. RefSeq lists its product as uncharacterized. The record is from RefSeq and is a predicted model, not a curated record. NCBI's taxonomy places the organism in Eukaryota, Viridiplantae, Streptophyta, Magnoliopsida, Fabales, Fabaceae. The coding region runs from base 1 to 942 and encodes 313 amino acids. The transcript has 6 exons.